AUGGCACCGGCCCAACCUGAGCUGAAGAAGUAUCUCGACAAGCGGCUCUUCGUCCAGCUUAACGGUGGUCGCAAGGUCAUCGGAGUGCUCCGUGGAUACGAUGUCUUCCUAAAUGUUGUCCUGGACGAGGCGGUCGAAGAGAAAGACGGUGGAGAGAAGAUCAGGCUGGGCAUGGUUGUCAUUCGCGGCAACUCCGUGGUCAUGCUGGAAGCUCUGGAGAGAAUCGGCGGCGACGAUAGGCAGCACCGAUAA
Molecule: messenger RNA, 252 nt
Organism: Trichoderma gamsii
Lineage: Eukaryota; Fungi; Ascomycota; Sordariomycetes; Hypocreales; Hypocreaceae
Product: LSM domain-containing protein
Exons: 4
Coding region: 1-252 (83 amino acids)
Biological process (GO): spliceosomal snRNP assembly; mRNA splicing, via spliceosome
Cellular component (GO): U1 snRNP; precatalytic spliceosome; spliceosomal tri-snRNP complex
Molecular function (GO): RNA binding
Source: RefSeq, a predicted model, not a curated record